AAUCUGCGGCAGCAAAUACUGUUGCGGAGUUACUUUUAAUUUUAUUUAUAUUAAAUUAAACAAAUAUUACAGUGCGGUUUCAGAGGAGUUCCCUAUCGCAUAUACUCAGGUUGUGGAUAUGGGAUUCUUAAAAAAGGGUGUAUUAAGGUUUCUUCAAGGUCAAUAAUAUGCAUGUGACACCCCUAGUGUUGCAGGCGUUCAUAGGUUACAGUGACCGUUUAAAUGGCUGUUAGCUUGUUUGUUACCUUCGUGGUAUAAAAAAAGUAUGUACACGCUGUAAUCCUUAAUAAGGUGGCACAAAGACCUGAAUUACCUUUACAUCGGCAGCUCCGCCUAUUGAAUCGCUAUCAUGGUGGUGGUGCUGAACGGCGUGCUCGCGGACGAGUGUCCGACGUCGGUGCGCGCGCUCCUCGCCACCCACCCCGGGUACAGGGACGCGGCCGCGCAGCUGCUGGCGGCCGCCGCCCGCGUGGUCGGCCCCGCCGGGCUGCUCUACGUCGCGCAGAGGGAACUCGCCGCGGUUGUGCCACAUGACAAAAAUGUCAACAUUAUUGGAUCAGACGAUGCCACAUCAUGUAUUAUAGUUGUCGUCAGGCAUUCAGGAUCUGGCGCAGUGGCGUUAGCCCACUUCGACGGGUCGGGCACAGCGGAGGCGGCGAGCGCGAUGGUGGCGAGGGUCCAACAGCUCGCGGUCGGCUACCCGGAGGGCAGGCUUGAGCUGCAGCUGGUCGGUGGGUUCACUGACCCGCACCGGUACUCCGACGAACUCUUCGCUAACAUCAUGCUCUCCUUCCAUCGACUGACGGUCGAGAUCGACUUAACUCUCGCGUGCUGUUGUGAGUUGAACACAGCGCUCGGCGGCGGCUCGCCGGCGCCGCUCGUGACCGGCGUCGGCGUCGACAUCCGAGCCGGGGACCUGUUCCCAGCCACCUUCCCGGAUAAGGGACCGGAACUGCCUCUUAGGGAGGCGAGGAUGAUCACAGGCGGGCCGCACUCUGCGCAGGUUUUAGAUAUAUAUGACAAUGCAGUAGGCAUGUUACGAAUCGGUCCAUUCAAUUACGACCCGCUACGAGGCGUGGACCUGUGGCUCGAGCAGUCAGAUGACUUCAUCUUGCAACAUCUAAGCACCACCCCCGCAGUAGAGCCGCCGCACUUUGUGCACAAUAUUCGGGUAACACUAAAGUUCAUCCAACAACACCCGUUUCCGGCAGUCACAGUGUUCCCUGACAACCGGCCGCAUUACUACCGCCGCGACGAGCAAACGGGCUGCUGGGUGCCUAUACGUUUUUAAAACUACCAUUUUGGUAAUAUUUGUUGUCGUUUGCCUGUAGCAAAACUAUUAUAAGACUUGAGCCGACGAAUGGUGCAAAUGAAUUUUGUAGUAACGAAUAAUUAUAAUGUGCCGCGUUAUUGUAUAAUAAAAAAAUGUAAUGGGCUUAAAACUGAAUUUGUAUUCAUUAAUCUACUACAUAUCCUGAAGAUUAUUUAUUUAUAAAAUACAUUUUAUUAUUUUCACUUCAUUAUUUAAUGGAUUUCGUUCCUUUAUAGUGGAGUUUGGUAGUUUUAGAUAUUUUUCAAUCAAGUAACACAACAGCAAUAAUAAUGUAAUAAUCAUGUAAUAAUAAAAAAAUUGCAUUGAGUUUUCAUUGUUAGGUUGUUGUGUCACUUUAUCUUAAUUUAGAAAAUUUACGUACAAGAAGGAGACGAAUCACCGUGUUUUUAUGAAUAAGGGUUAAUGUAUAGCAAAUUGACUUCUAAAUUGUUGUAAUUAUUGAUAUGACAUUAUAAUUAUGUCGAUUAUAAAAUAAAAAAAGCACAAAAUUAUUAGCAAUAAUGUAUUUGGCACAUAUUCACAAUUUGUUUUAAAAUUUAAAAUUAAAUUAUGACUAAGGAAGUUAUGACUAUGAAUAUGUACAUUUACAUUCAUUAAUGAAUGAAUGAGUAUACUUUAUUCGAAUUUAUUCCUACUUCAUAGAGACUUGUCGAAUAUAAAUUGUAACUUUUUAUAGAAAUAUUAUUAAAAUAUAAAAAUAAUAUUAAUUAUUGUUUGAUUGACUUAAAUUUGAAUAAAGAGUGUAUACUUAUUGGUUUACGUCAUGUUUGUGUUGGAUAAAUAAAAGAAUUAUUUGUAAUACAGUUAUAAUUUGUAUAUUUUUAAUGCUACUAGCAUAGCAAUUGCAUCCAAUUUUUUUCAUGGAGGCCAAAAAAAUAUCCGUAUUCACAUAUUAAUGAAGUCAAUUUCGACGUACUACUUACUAAUUUUGUUACAAUAAUACCAGUGUAUGUGUGUAGUAUAUGCAGUGAAAUAUCGACUUCUUAUCUAUUUUUAUUAUUAUGUUUUUUUUU
Messenger RNA from Galleria mellonella (greater wax moth), 2346 nucleotides. It is a transcript of the gene Ntan1, whose product is annotated as protein N-terminal asparagine amidohydrolase. Gene Ontology annotation, molecular function: protein-N-terminal asparagine amidohydrolase activity. Gene Ontology annotation, cellular component: nucleus. Lineage: Eukaryota; Metazoa; Arthropoda; Insecta; Lepidoptera; Pyralidae. The coding region runs from base 350 to 1291 and encodes 313 amino acids. The record is from RefSeq and is a predicted model, not a curated record. Gene Ontology annotation, biological process: ubiquitin-dependent protein catabolic process. The transcript is spliced from 8 exons.